CGUCCAAGGGAGCGUUUGUUCUGGACGGGGAAGACGUGCCGUUAUGUGGACGGGCUCGUAACAGUUUGUACAAUUCGCUAAAGCGGAUUUAAAACCCAAGUGGAGGAUUUUUUGUUGUUGUUGUUGUUUUAACCGUGCUCGUACGGGACACGUGUAGGGUUGCGGUUUGUUAACAAUGCCCCGGCAACUCUGAAGUUUAACGAAGUGGAAGCGUUUCGUGCGGGAGGAAGAGGACUCGUUGGAUUCGCCUGUGGAUCCAUGCAGCAGACUCGGUCUGGACCGCAUUCUCAAUAUCACAGCUGCAGGCCAUUUAUUGAUGGGUGCAUACUGUGAGGCAACACACCAAGAGAACUGGAAAUCUUUCAGAAGAGACAGGAACUGUGAAAGAAUGAAGACAGGCUAGAUACUGGUGUCUCCAAAGAACUGUUUUACUGGAAUUGUAAAACCUACAAUCAUUUGAACUUAGCAAAUGUGUACCUGGACUGAACAUAUAAUCAGAGAAGCCUGAAAAGUAACUUUCUUGGUUGGAGUUCAUCUUCGAAAGAACACACAAGUGAUCAACAUGAGUGCUGAAGGAUAUCAGUAUAGAGCGCUUUAUGACUACAAGAAAGAGAGAGAGGAGGACAUUGAUCUGCAUGUGGGGGAUAUACUGUUGGUAAGCAAAGGAGCUCUGGUGGCUCUUGGGUACACUGAUGGGCUGGAACAGAGGCCGGACGAGAUUGGAUGGCUGCCAGGCUACAACGAAACCACUCAGGAAAAAGGGGACUUCCCCGGGACAUAUGUCGAGUUCAUCGGGAAGAAAUGGAUCUCUCCGCCCACUCCCAAGCCAAGGCCCCUCAGACCUUUACCUGUAGCUCCAGGUGUCUACAAGGCAGAGAUGGACUCUGACUCGGAGCAAGGCUUCUGUCUGCUGGACCUGACGGAGCAGUUCGCCCUUCCAGAGACUUCUCCACCUAUGCUAGCCAGAAUACUGGAAGCCAUUGAGAAGAAAGGUCUGGAUAAUCCCACUUUAUACCGAACAUUUACUGCUGGCGGAGGACUCGAAGUCAGGCAGUAUUUUGAUGGUGAUCCUCCCUCUGCAGACCUGGACCAGCUGGACCUUCCCAUCCUGUGUGACGGUCUGCGCAGGUAUCUGCAGGAUCUCCCCCAGCCCGUCGUCCCCACUGCAGUAUACGCUCAGAUGGUCCACACUUCCAAAGAGGUGGCAAAUCCUGAGGAAUGCGCACCGCUGCUGCGUCGCAUCGCCAGCACCCCGAGCCUGCCCCCACAAUACUGGCUGACUCUCCAAUGUCUGCUCAGGCAUUUCGCUAGAGUGUGCCAAAACGGCUCCAAGAACCUGCUCAGCGCCAGAGCCCUGGGCGAGAUCUUCAGCCCUGUGUUCUUCAGACAACAGACCACCAGUUGUGAACCCAGCUCGGAUGCUCACAUCAAGAUCAUUGAGGUUCUGGUGACCAGUGAAUGGAGUGACACUCCGGCAGCUCCAGCUCUACCUCCAAAGCCACCCAAGCCCACAUCUGUGACUAACAACGGUAUGAACAACAACAUGGCUCUACAGGAUGCUGAAUGGUACUGGGGGGACAUCUCCAGGGAGGAGGUCAAUGAGAAGCUGAGGGACACUGCGGACGGUACGUUUCUGGUGCGAGACGCCUCCACAAAGAUGCAUGGAGACUACACUCUGACUCUGAGGAAAGGAGGAAACAACAAGCUCAUUAAGAUAUUCCACCGGGACGGAAAGUACGGCUUCUCGGACCCUCUGACCUUCAGCUCAGUCGUCGAGCUCAUCAACCACUAUCGCAACGAGUCACUGGCGCAGUACAACCCCAAGCUCGACGUCAAGCUGCUGUAUCCAGUCUCCAAACACCAGCAGGAUCAGGUGGUGAAAGAAGACAACAUCGAUGCUGUGGGGAGGAAGCUCUGCGAGUUCCACCAGCAGUACCAGGAGAAAAACAAAGAGUAUGACCGUCUGUACGAAGAAUACACCAGAACGUCACAAGAAAUCCAAAUGAAAAGGACGGCCAUCGAGGCUUUUAAUGAAACUAUAAAGAUAUUCGAGGAGCAGUGUCAAACGCAAGAGCGGUACAGCAAGGAAUAUAUCGAGAAGUUCAGGAGAGAAGGCAACGACAAGGAGAUCCAGAGGAUCAUGGGGAACUACGAGAAGUUGAAGUCACGGAUUAGUGAAAUUGUCGACAGCAAGCGACGACUGGAGGAAGAUCUGAAGAAACAGGCGGCCGACUACAGAGAGAUCGACAAGAGAAUGAACAGCAUAAAGCCAGACCUCAUCCAGCUCCGCAAGACCAGAGACCAGUAUCUCAUGUGGUUGACCCAGAAGGGAGUCAGACAGAAGAAACUCAACGAGUGGCUCGGAAUCAAGAACGAGAACACAGAAGAUCAAUACUCAAUGGUGGACGACGACGAGGACCUUCCUCAUCAUGACGAGCGCUCCUGGAAACUGGGGAACAUCAACCGACUGGAGGCAGAAGCUCUGCUCCAGAGCAAGAGAGACGGAACAUUCCUGGUUCGAGACAGCAGCAAAGCAGGAUGCUACGCCUGCAGUGUUGUCGUGGACAGCGAGGUGAAGCACUGCGUCAUCAACAAGACCCCCUCAGGUUUCGGCUUCGCCGAGCCGUACAACCUGUACAGCUCACUAAAAGAACUCGUACUUCACUACCAGCACACGUCUUUGGUCCAGCACAAUGACUCUCUGAAUGUGACGCUAGCGUACCCGGUCUAUGCCCAGCAGAGGCGGUGAGGAUCCACCCAGAUGUAUUCUCACGGACGCAAGAAAAAGGCCUCAUGGGAGUUGGAGAUACACGUCCUCGGACUCUUUAAGAAAAGAGGCUCUGUUUGCCUGGCUAGGACUUUGGACGAAAAAGACGCAAUAAAGCCUGAAACAUUUCAGUGACUUUGCCUGACCACGAGCCCGAGGCGAGUCUGAAUGUAGAUUUCUCUCUUUUUGCUUUUUGUGGGAGCACAGAAUCAAGCGGAAACUGCUGAACUGUCCCCCAGCAGCAGCAGCAGAGGACAUCUGAGGCCUUUUUCUAAUGGUGCUUGUUCUUUCUAAAGCUUUACCAGCCGGGAAUGUCUAAUCGCAGCAGAUAAACUCUUCAAAUGGAACUGUACCCGCCGGCCACAACUUUGUUUUUCCACUUUUAUUUUUCCUUUCACUUCAUCUUUGUGUGUGUGUGUGUGUGCGUGUUCCUGCACAAGUGUUUCUGUGACUGAGCGUGUAUGUGUGUGUGUGUGUGUGUGUGUGUGUGUGUGUGUGUGUGUGUUUGUGUGAUUGUCCAUGUGACCAAAACUCAUAGAAUCAGGAAACUGUGUGACGUUGUGGAGGGGAUGUGUAACACAUUUGCUUGUGUUAACUGUUCAGUAGCAGACCGAGGGUCAGCUGAUAAAUGUAGCAAAAUGGCACUUUUUAAACAAAGUUUAAUUUUUUUUUCUUUUUAUUUUGAAAAGACUCCUAUGGACUUCUACGAGAAGAGCAACUCGCCUUCUCAGUGUCGAGCAUUAUCGCACAGAAGUAAACUUGAUCUUUACUGUGGGCAGGUGAAACUAUGAAUGGACUCACUAUUUCAUGUACAUAUGUGAAAAUGUGCAAAGUCAUGAAUCAAAGUGCACCAUACCAAAAAGGAUCAGUUCCUGUUUAGUUAUAUUCUGAUCUGCUAUGCAAUUCUUUCUCCAUUAUUUCUUCAGAAUUGUGUUUUUAUUCUGUUGCAACCCACAAUAUAAGCUUGUUUUAUUGCUUGAAAAGUAUCUUUUCCUGUGUAAAUAUCCACAAGGAUAUUUUGUGUCAAAAUGCCAAGAUACAGUAAAGAAAACUGCUUAUGAUUUUUAAAGAUAAUAAUAGCAACAUACACUUUAUUAUAAAUUACUUUACCAGCUGGUAUAAAGAUGGAAAAGAUGAGUAUUUUAUUAGUCUUUUUGUUUUAUUCUCGCUUCAAACUAAUGUUCUUCUCAGGCAGAGCCUUUCGAGUAUUUGAGCUGCUUCAGUACUAUUUCUCACAGAGUUGAGCCUACAUGCAGUUCUUUGUCGAGACGGACAAAGACGGUUCGAGCACUCAGAGAACGAGAUGAUGGGAUUGUACGACCCCUUUAUCAUCCAUCACCGCGAUAAACAACAGUAUAGAUUUAUUUUGUUAUAAAAUAUAUAUGUUCCCACAUGAGAAUAUAUCAGAGCAGGAUGGUGUUUUUCAGCCGAUGGAUAUUGUUAUUAAAGAUCGACGUACAUUGUCCACUUAGUAUUUUUCUGUAUCAGAAAAUCACUGUGUUUACAUAGGUGGAUCAGCUCAUUUCAGAUCUGUCUGUUAUUUCAUAUUUCAGAGGACGACGUUUGCCAGUUGAAUCCUUGACAGAAAUAUUCAGCCACAGCUCAAAUACAUUAUCUCUCCUCAUCUUUAAUCUCUUGGCUUUUUUUUUUUAUUUUUUACAAGCGAUCGGUACAUGUUUUAAACCCAAACUCUUCAUUGUGUCAGGCCAACAGAAGUAUAUAAAAAAAUGGCGCCCUCAUUCAGUCUGAUUGCUAAAUUAGAUCACUCAAAAUGACAAAUAUAUGAAUGUUACAAUCUUAGACCUACCUGCUAUUAAAUAAUUUAAAUGUGGUACUUUUACUCCCCGCACCCCCAAAAAUGUACUUGUGUUCAGCACGGCUUCCAAUUUAACUGUUUAAUGUAUCUUUGUGUAACAAAUUAGUUAUAAAAACUUUAACCUAAUAACAUUUUGGUUAUUACUGCCAUUUUCAACUACAGGUCAAAUUUGACUCUUAAUUCUCUCCAUUUUUGACACAAAUGCUGUUUUAAUGUGUCACUUCCUGUCUAAAGAAUAAACAUUUGUUAUCUGUGUGAGAGAAACGUUGUGCGAAAAGACGACCACAGAUGAAACCUCAGCAAAGAAACUAUAACAAAGAAUAUGAGUUUCUUGCGUAUUAUUCUCAGCCCCAUCAUGGCAGAGCUGUACAGAAGCUACUGCAGACACAACUCAAAAUGUAAAAUGUGUUUUAGGAGUAUUUGAUGAUCCGAUUUUAAUUUUUUUAGCAUGAUAGUUAACUGUCAUUUAUCCUAGUUUUCUUGGUUCUCUUUCGAAGCCGUUAACAGAUGUCAUGGAUAUUAGAUCUGUCAUAUCUGACAUUUAUUUUAUUAGAAGAUUUUUAUUUACCUCCCCAACAAGCUGCUGGCAUGAACGUUUUGUUUAUUAUUGUCAAAAAUGAAAUUUUUUUUUUUUUAUAGUUCUUGGACAACAUGCACCAUUAUUUUCUUUGCCCCAGUUCUGGGUUGUAUGAUUAUUUUAGGUGUCUUUUUUUAUUUUUAUUUGAAGCUCAUCUUUUUGUGGGUGUCCCCAGACGUGAUGAUUGGAUUGAGAUUUACCAGUGUUCCCCAGUUUUGCUUCAAAUCUGUAUUGGGCUUUGUUAAAAAGAAAAUAAAAACACUUCUUUUUAAGAAAAAAAA
This is a messenger RNA of Acanthopagrus latus (yellowfin seabream), 5441 nucleotides long. It is a transcript of the gene pik3r1, whose product is annotated as phosphoinositide-3-kinase, regulatory subunit 1 (alpha). The transcript is spliced from 15 exons. Gene Ontology annotation, cellular component: phosphatidylinositol 3-kinase complex. Lineage: Eukaryota; Metazoa; Chordata; Actinopteri; Spariformes; Sparidae. Gene Ontology annotation, biological process: insulin receptor signaling pathway; phosphatidylinositol phosphate biosynthetic process. The record is from RefSeq and is a predicted model, not a curated record. Bases 563 to 2749 code for a protein of 728 amino acids. Gene Ontology annotation, molecular function: protein binding; 1-phosphatidylinositol-3-kinase regulator activity.